This is a messenger RNA of Colletotrichum destructivum, 519 nucleotides long. RefSeq lists its product as uncharacterized. Bases 211 to 438 code for a protein of 75 amino acids. The transcript is spliced from 2 exons. The record is from RefSeq and is a predicted model, not a curated record. Lineage: Eukaryota; Fungi; Ascomycota; Sordariomycetes; Glomerellales; Glomerellaceae.
CAGCAAUCCGGCAGAAGUUGGCCUUCAUCCGUUUGAAUUCACAUCCAUAACAAAAGUUGUGCCACGGCGCCCAGCACGUUCAAUAUUUUGUCUGUGAAACCGUCAAUACUAAUACGACACUUCCACACCAGCUUCACCGAUAUUUACAACAACCGAGCUACGCCAGAGCUCGAUCACCUCUCUACUGCAUCGCCAGUCGCUUCAAGUAGUAUGUGCGAAUGGUAUCGACGGAACUACGCCUGCGAGCACCAUUUCACAGGUGCUUCUGAAUGGUGUUACCGGUACAGCCAGACCCAAAAGCGGUGCAAGGUGGUGGUGACGCAGGUUGACUACGAUUCAUCCGUGUGCAAAUCUUGUAAGAAGAAGGGAGUCAAGACGGAAGUUCCCUGGGAGCAUAUGAUUGAUCGGUCCAAAUUCGAUCCAAAUAGAGAUGAAUGAUAUGGAACACCGGGCGUAUCCUUCUCAGGAGGCACGGAUAGCCUGACAGAAAUCGAAGCCUUGUGAGAAAGCCUUGCGCCC